UCACUGACGGACGAAGAGAAGGCCAGCCUUUCUAUCAGUCGGUCGAUCGCCAAACAGAAUCUGACCGAAAAUAAGCCAUUUCUGGAGGCAAUACUUAAUUCGUUGGACUUUGACAGUCAACCCGACGAUCGGAUGACAAUAUUCUCGUUGUGUCUUCUCUACGCUAUUAUCCAUAACUCAGGUAUUCAUCGGUGGAAUCCAUGUCUCUUUGGCAUUGCUGAAGACAAGUUCAAAGAAGUGGUUCUGCACGAUAUGUCCUCCAAAGCAAACACUAGUCAAACAACUAAACAAUCGGAAACACUUCACGAAGAGUUGAUUCAUUUGUUGAUUGAAAUUAUGCGCAAAUGCUGUCAAUACAAUAGCAAAAUACGUUUAAUAACACUAGAGAUGAGUGUCUUAUUGCUGAAGCGUCUGGUGAUAAGGAAUGGUGUGUCGAUUCUGUCGGACCAUCACUUGGCUGUCUUAGAACAGGCCAAAGAGGAGGCGAUACUAAUCCUCCGCAACUUCUAUAAGAGCGAAGAGGAGAUGCUAUUCCUCGACAUGUUUGAAGACGAACACCAGCAGCUCCUCAAACGACAGCUCAACGUCGAGUACCUGAUGAUGGACUCGAAGCUACUGUUGCCGCCCAACCAAUUGACGCCACUCAUGAUGACCGGCAUUGAGUUCAACCGACGCCUCCCCUGCGCCGACGUCGAGCGCACCCGAUAUGCCAUACAAGUCUUCUUCUUAUUGCGAAAUCUGUCGCUUUGUCUCAGAGAUGAGACCGAAACUCAAUUACCGCUCACUAACUAUGACUCAUGUAUUAAAGUGGAUCAACUGCUCGACUUGAACAACAGCGAUCUGAUCGCGUGUACCGUUAUGUCCAAAGAUCAGCCAAAGUUGAGGCGCUUUAUGGUGAUCGACGCGCAACAGUUGGUGCUGAUAGAGCCCGACACGAAGCGGUUGGGGUGGGGAGUGGCCAAGUUUGUGGCCUGGCUUCAGGACGUAGAGGUGAGCGCCGACAAAGACGACUCCCGUUCGCUACACAUCCAGAUCCGGCCGUGCGCUCAGACGAGUGCCAUUCGCCGCACACAACUCAACGCCAAGUUUGUGUUCGACGAUCACAUCCGGUGUUUGGCCGCCAAACAGAGGCUCACCAAAGGGCGGGUGCGGUCGCGGCAGCGGAAGAUGCAUCAAAUCGCACGACUCAUCGAAAUGGGUGGCGAUGGCAGCGCCGGUGGAGGCUCUGCGGUCGGUUCCCGCGCCUCGUCGUCGUCCAAUCGUGACAUUCCUCGCAGUCAUUCCAAUCACGACGGACUCCAGAAACGACAUCUACACAAACCGUUAUGCAGAGGACCGGCUAUUCCCGGGUCGGCAGUGGUCGCCGAACUCAACCCCAACCGACACCUCAAGCCAUCGCUACAUCGGCGCCGAUCUGCCUCUUCGACGUCACCCAAUGGCGGAGGCAGUGGCAGCGCAUCUCAUAGUCGCGAUUCGUCUCCGCGGCCAACGCUGGCCGACGCCGAAGAGAUGAUACCGUUGGAGGACAUGUCGCCGAAGUCUAGUCGCCGCCGGAGUCGCUCGAAGUCCGAGAACCGAUCGCAGCAGCCGUUAGUGUCCGGCGAUAAAUGCGAAAGAGUUUGA
Medioppia subpectinata is the source of this 1623-nucleotide messenger RNA. NCBI's taxonomy places the organism in Eukaryota, Metazoa, Arthropoda, Arachnida, Sarcoptiformes, Oppiidae. The record is from the annotation of a GenBank genome assembly.